This is a messenger RNA of Anolis carolinensis (green anole), 1810 nucleotides long. RefSeq names its product ubiquitin conjugating enzyme E2 A (gene ube2a). Bases 139 to 597 code for a protein of 152 amino acids. The transcript has 6 exons. Gene Ontology annotation, cellular component: HULC complex. Gene Ontology annotation, molecular function: ubiquitin conjugating enzyme activity. NCBI's taxonomy places the organism in Eukaryota, Metazoa, Chordata, Lepidosauria, Squamata, Anolidae. Gene Ontology annotation, biological process: proteasome-mediated ubiquitin-dependent protein catabolic process; protein polyubiquitination; DNA repair. The record is from RefSeq and is a predicted model, not a curated record.
UGGUUCGGUCCGGCUUGGGAGGAGCAGGCGCGGCGGGCGCGACCACUUCGGGAUUAGGGGCGCCGCUGCCGGAGCGCCAGUGUCGCGGCGAGGAGCCGAGCGAGCGGAGUGUGAGCGACGCCUGGCCGAGAGCCCGCCAUGUCCACGCCCGCCCGGAGGCGCCUCAUGCGGGACUUCAAGCGGCUGCAGGAAGACCCUCCAGCUGGAGUUAGCGGCGCCCCUUCGGAGAAUAACAUCAUGGUCUGGAAUGCCGUCAUUUUCGGGCCGGAGGGAACCCCAUUCGAAGAUGGAACGUUCAAGCUUACCAUAGAAUUCACAGAAGAAUAUCCAAACAAGCCGCCUACUGUUAGAUUUGUGUCUAAAAUGUUUCAUCCGAAUGUCUAUGCAGAUGGUAGUAUAUGUCUGGAUAUCCUUCAGAAUCGUUGGAGUCCUACCUAUGAUGUGUCUUCCAUCCUAACAUCGAUACAGUCUUUAUUGGACGAGCCCAACCCAAACAGCCCAGCCAACAGCCAGGCCGCCCAGCUAUACCAAGAGAACAAGCGGGAGUACGAGAAACGGGUGUCCGCGAUAGUCGAACAGAGUUGGCGCGACUGUUGACCCUGGAUGAUGCAAAAUGAACACUCUGAGGGGGAAAAAAAAUACAUGUAUGAAGUGUCUGACUCAUCCUCCUCUUCCUCCUCGCAUCACUGCAUUCCUCCCUAUUUUGAGAGCAAAAAUAGCUGUUGUGCUGUCGUCGCCGCCCGCCGCCGCCCUUUGCUGACGCUUCUCUCUCUGUCUCUGCGUCUGUCUGUCCUCGGACACCGUGGAGAGCGCACCCCCUCCUCCCCGCCCCCUCUUCCAGGUCAAAAUGUACUGUACGCGGGUUACUUGUAACAGAGUUGCUGAGGCUGUCGUGGUCUUCCCACCUCCGGCCUUCUUCAGGGCAGCGUCGUGCAUUCCUGUCGUGCGCACUUAAGCUUUUAAUCGUAAUUGUGUUCUACACAGUGAUGCUGCUUACGUGUAGCUUGGUUUCAAAACAACAAAGAGAGAGAUGUUCACACACACAAUAUACGUUUUUAACGAUGACUUGAAUGCGGAUCUGUCCAGGCUGGUCAUUUAACUGCUGGUAUUAAUUUCUCACGGCAUCUGUAAAUACCGCGCAAAAGAUUCCCGCCCGUUCUCAUCCUUCCUCCGUUUCUAUUCAUCCGUGUGGCGAAACAUAUUCUCAAUGGAGGAAAUGAGGGUGUGAGGAGGGGAAAAGGAGGGCCUCGUGCGGAGCCUUUCUGAGUGUAACACAACCACACACUCAAGGCGAAACGCUCUGUAUCCUUUCUGUAGGACCGUUUUUGGCUAUCAGGAUGGCUUAGUGGAGCGGAUACAUUAAGAGAAGGGAUUGGGAUUGUUGCUUGGCUUGAUAGUAAACCAUAGGGGAGCGGGAUCGCUUUGCAAACAUCUUUUUUGAUUUUAGGAUUUUUAAUGCCUACCUGUUACAGAAGAUGAUGAUCACCAGAUGCCACUGCUUUUAUGUUCUGUUGGGAGAAGUGAAGAAAGAUCUCUUGCAUGCCUCCUUUUCCCUUCCCUCGGUUUGACAAAACCAAUCCCACCUUUGCAGAAACAUUUUUUUGUGUGUGCGUGUGCGUAAAGCUCAGUUUGUACAUUUCGGAUACCUUGAAGCAGCAGUUUGGGAGGAGGCUGGCCGAUCCGUGCGUUUUGUCUGCUCUUCCAGUGUCUUCUGUGUAUACAUUGAUCUGUUGAGUACAACUUUGCACAAGUAACCCCUGUAAGAAACUGUACAUUUUUCAAUUACUUGUAAAUAAAUGUGUAACCUUAA